Molecule: messenger RNA, 6695 nt
Organism: Cuculus canorus (common cuckoo)
Lineage: Eukaryota; Metazoa; Chordata; Aves; Cuculiformes; Cuculidae
Gene: FMNL2
Product: formin like 2
Exons: 27
Coding region: 77-3376 (1099 amino acids)
Biological process (GO): cortical actin cytoskeleton organization; regulation of cell shape; cell migration
Cellular component (GO): cytosol
Molecular function (GO): actin filament binding; small GTPase binding
Source: RefSeq, a predicted model, not a curated record
CCGGGGCGGUGCCGGGGGGGCGGUCGGAGCCGGCGGUGGGAGCCGCGUCGCGGGGCGCGGAGGCAGCGCGGCCGCCAUGGGCAACGCGGGCAGCGUGGAGGGGCCGCAGGCGGAGCUGCGGCCGCACGGCGCCCCGCUCAAGCUGCCCAUGCCCGACCCCGCCGAGCUGGAGGAGCGCUUCGCCGCCGUGCUGAAUGCGAUGAACUUGCCGCCUGACAAAGCCCGGCUACUGCGACAGUACGACAAUGAGAAGAAGUGGGAGCUUAUCUGUGACCAGGAACGAUUCCAAGUGAAGAAUCCUCCCCACACGUACAUCCAGAAGUUGAAGGGCUAUUUGGACCCAGCGGUUACCAGGAAGAAAUUCAGAAGACGAGUCCAAGAGUCUACUCAAGUGCUCCGAGAACUGGAAAUUUCUUUAAGAACAAAUCACAUUGGAUGGGUCAGGGAGUUCCUGAACGAAGACAACAAAGGCCUGGAUGUUCUGGUGGAGUACUUGUCGUUUGCACAGUACGCAGUCACGUUUGACUUUGAAAGCUUGGAGAACAAUGUGGAAAACUCAAUGGACAAGUCCAAACCUUGGAGCCGAUCUAUUGAGGACCUGCACAGAGGCAGUAAUUUACCCUCACCGGUCGGCAACAGCAUCUCCCGCUCCGGCAGACACUCAACCUUACGGUAUAACACCUUGCCAAGCCGGAGAACACUAAAAAAUUCCAGAUUAGUGAGUAAAAAAGACGAUGUUCACGUCUGCAUCAUGUGUUUACGGGCCAUAAUGAAUUACCAGUACGGAUUCAAUAUGGUCAUGUCGCACCCCCAUGCCGUUAAUGAAAUUGCACUAAGUUUGAACAACAAGAACCCCAGGACAAAGGCCCUUGUCUUAGAACUUCUAGCAGCGGUUUGCCUCGUCCGAGGAGGGCAUGAGAUCAUUUUAUCUGCAUUUGAUAACUUCAAGGAGGUGUGUGGAGAGAAACAGCGCUUCGAGAAGCUAAUGGAGCACUUCCGAAAUGAAGACAACAACAUAGACUUCAUGGUGGCCUGCAUGCAGUUCAUCAACAUCGUCGUCCACUCGGUGGAGGACAUGAACUUCAGAGUCCACCUACAGUACGAGUUUACAAAGCUCGGCCUGGAUGAGUACCUGGACAAACUGAAACACACGGAGAGCGACAAACUGCAGGUGCAGAUCCAAGCUUACCUGGAUAACGUUUUUGACGUGGGAGCUUUACUGGAGGACGCUGAAACCAAGAAUGCAGCCCUGGAAAGAGUUGAAGAACUGGAAGAAAACAUUUCCCAUUUAUCAGAAAAACUCCAAGAUACAGAGAACGAAGCCAUGGCAAAGAUUGUGGAACUGGAAAAACAACUUAUGCAAAGAAACAAAGAACUGGACGUGAUUCGGGAAAUCUACAAAGAUGCCAAUACCCAGGUUCACACCUUGAGAAAAAUGGUGAAGGAGAAAGAAGAAGCCAUCCAGCGACAGUCAACGCUGGAGAAAAAGAUCCAUGAACUGGAGAAACAGGGAACCAUCAAGAUCCAGAAGAAAGGUGAUGGUGACAUCUCUAUUCUUCCCGUUGCUCUGGCCUCUGGGAUGGUACCGGCAGGGUUGGAAGCUGUGAGUGGCACUGGUGUCUCAUCGGUCGCUGGAGCUGCAUCUUCGGUACCGUUGCCACCACCUCCACCACCAUUACCUGUCUUAGCAGCAGCAUCUGAGGCAGUCCAAAAUGGUCCUGUGUCGGUGCCGAUGCCACCUCCGCCACCCCCUCCACCACCACCUCCACCACCACCGCCGCCUCCUCUCCCAGAUCCGGCUUUGGAGACGGCGCCUGCGGCUCCGCUGCCUCCUCCACCGCCACCGUCGGCACCUCCCCUGCCCGGGACGGCUUCUCCCACUGUCGUGUUCAACUCAGGGCUUGCAGACGGGCCAAUCAAGCUCUUCUCUGUGAAAAUCAAGAAGCCGAUCAAGACCAAGUUCCGCAUGCCGGUGUUCAACUGGGUCGCCCUCAAACCCAACCAGAUCAACGGGACGGUCUUCAACGAAAUCGAUGAUGAGAGGAUCCUGGAGGAUUUAAAUGUGGAUGAAUUUGAAGAAAUAUUCAAAACAAAAGCCCAAGGUCCUGCCAUUGAUCUCACUUCAAGCAAGCAAAAGAUAACUCAGAAAGGGUCAAACAAAGUCACGUUAUUGGAUGCCAACAGGGCCAAAAAUCUUGCCAUCACUUUAAGAAAAGCUGGGAAGACGGCAGAUGAGAUCUGCAAAGCGAUUCACGUGUUUGACCUAAAAACGUUGCCGGUGGAUUUUGUUGAAUGCCUCAUGCGGUUCCUGCCCACCGAGAACGAAGUGAAGGUUCUGCGGCUCUACGAGCGGGAGAGGAAACCCAUCGAGAACCUGUCGGAUGAAGACCGGUUCAUGAUGCAGUUCAGCAAGAUCGAGAGGCUGAUGCAGAAGAUGACCAUCAUGGCUUUCAUAGGCAACUUUGCAGAAAGCAUCCAGAUGUUGACCCCGCAACUUCACGCAAUAAUAGCCGCGUCUGUAUCAAUAAAGUCAUCUCAAAAGCUUAAGAAAAUACUGGAGAUAAUCUUGGCUCUUGGAAACUACAUGAACAGCAGCAAACGAGGAGCUGUGUAUGGAUUCAAGCUACAGAGUUUAGACCUGCUCCUGGAGACAAAGUCAACAGACCGAAAACAGACUCUGCUGCAUUAUAUUUCUAAUGUGGUCAAGGAGAAGUACCACCACGUAUCUCUCUUCUACAACGAACUUCAUUAUGUGGAGAAAGCUGCUGCAGUGUCUCUUGAAAACGUCCUCUUGGAUGUGAAGGAGCUGCAGAGAGGGCUGGAUCUGACGAAGCGCGAGUACACCAUGCAUGACCACAACACGAUGCUGAAGGAGUUCAUUCAGAACAAUGAAGGGAAGCUAAAGAAACUGCAGGAUGAUGCCAAAAUAGCCCAGGAUGCCUUUGAUGAUGCCGUGAAGUACUUUGGGGAGAAUCCCAAGACGACGCCCCCCUCAGUCUUUUUCCCGGUGUUUGUCCGGUUUGUGAAGGCCUACAAGCAAGCAGAAGAAGAGAACGAGUUGAGGAAAAAACAGGAACAGGCCUUAAUGGAAAAACUUAUGGAGCAAGAAGCAUUGAUGGAGCAGCAAGACCAAAAGUCUCCUUCACACAAAACAAAGCGGCAGCAGCAAGAGCUGAUUGCGGAGCUCAGACGGCGGCAAGUCAAGGACAACAGGCACGUGUACGAAGGGAAGGAUGGUGCUAUUGAAGAUAUCAUAACAGCCCUAAAGAAGAAUAAUAUCACUAAAUUUCCAAAUGUUCACUCGAGGGUAAGGAUUUCUUCUAGCACACCGGUGGUGGAGGAUACACAGAGCUGGCAAGCAUCACUUUUUACUUAGCUUCCUCCUCUCUCUGUAUGCCAGGCAGCCUCUCGGUAGAUGUGGCUAAGCGUAAUACUGGUGAGAGCCAAAAUGAGGCUGGAAAUGGUUAUUUUCACCCUCCGUGGUGCAGGGGAUCCUUAGGCCAUGGGCUGGUAACCGUCUUCACGCUCCCUCCACUUUGGCCCUCUCUCUUCCAAGUCAAGUGGGAGUGUCCCUGCCCGUGGCAGGGGUGGAAUUGGAUGGGCUUUAAAGUGCCUUCCAAACCAAACCAUUCUAUGAUAGGCAGCCUUAUUCCCAGGUUUUUUAAGCCCUGUGGCUUCCUGGAUGUUCUGCUGCUCUGGUCUCAGUCCUGCUACAGCCACUGAACAGGACAUGGGGUGCACCAAAAGGUGAGAAGUUUGGGAGUUCUAUUCAAGCCAAGAUAGAAGUCAGCCAGGAAACUGGAAGGAGGGUUUGCCCAAUCCAAUGCAAAUUUGAUUUCCAGGCGAGGAAUAUUUUAACUUGAAGUAGGCUUUAGGUGCACCAAAUGUGCUCGUUUUGUCAUCGCUGCACGUGUAACAGCACAUGUAACACCGGCUUUCAUCAACAUGGCCAUCUCCAGCUUUCUCCACUGUUCCAUCCACCGCGUGCUCAGUGUUCCCUCCUCUUCACAUCCCAGCAGCAGCGGCAGGGCCGGGCGUUGAGGAGGAAGGGGUUGGUGGCCACUCCGCUACCUUCACCUACUGAAGCAUCUUUUUAAGCCGCUUGCAGCGUUCCAGCUGCUUUAUCUCAGGGCACCCUCUUUUAGAUAACGGGUACGUAGGGAUGGUAGACCCAUCCUUGCGUUGACAAACACUUCCACCGUGGUACCCUGGCUGGCACGUCUUCCAUGAGCUUCAUCCCGCUUUCAAAACCUCCUUCAGCUCAUGCUAGCAUUGGAGAAGCUGCGUGAAAGGCCGAGGUGUACGUCAGGCAAACUGAUUUCAGUUGACAUUGCCUUUCUGACCAACGUUGAUGACCACGAGCGGCCCAUGGGUGGGGAGACAUUCAGACUAACCUGAUGGCACAACUCCAUUGAGUCUCACCAGCAUUCCAGCGCGUUCACCAGUAUUACCUGCUGCUUGGGUGCGUAGUAGAGGGCACGGCAGUAUUGGCUCACUUCUGCUCUCGUUGGGUUCAAGUCCCUUCUCCUAUCCCUACACAAGCUGCUUUGAUUGGCUUCCAGCAGGACUUUUCCUUGUCUCGGCUGCGUGUGUGUGCGUGCAUGCGCGUGGGCGAGCCGUGCGUGCUUACGAACGCCGCUUUCCUCUCCGCAGAUCUUAGAAACCAGCCGUACCGACGGGCCGACGCGGUGAGGAGAAGCGUCAGGCGGCGCUUUGAUGAUCAGAACUUGCGCUCCGCAAACGGUGCUGAGAUAACCAUGUGAGCUGGAGCCUGCGGGUGCCCAGGAGAGGGGGGCUUGCGGGAUACCUUGUCCGUGGGAACUCUGUGCACUGCCACUCACUUACAGCCUUGGGAACAGUAAAAUUCACCUUCGAAAGGGCUCAAAGACCUAGAAAACGCAUAGGAACGCCAGCGUCUCCACUCAACCGUAGCUAACAAGUGCCUAAAAUUGAAGUACCUGCUCAAAUUAAUCGAAGCAAUAGGACUUGAUUUGAUUGGGUAUCUUUUUACACCAAUACAUGAUUCAGUGUUUUUAACCAAAAUGUAAAGUACGUGUUGUUUUUGGGUGUUCACUUUGGUUUGGUGAUCUAAAAGUUCAGCGAAUGGUCUCGUGUGGACCUGACCCGCAUCCCGGCUGGUUGUGACCAGGGAAAACUUGGACGUGCUCUGCUUUUAAAUGCACCCCUGUGCCGGCUGCCGAGGGGCGAACCCCGGCGCUGGCUGCACUUACUGGCUUUUGGGUUUGUUUUGUAAAAAGUAAGACUUUUAAGGGCUUUCUCUCUGUGAUACGGACAGAAUUCCAAGAAGAAGCCGGUCCUUUUUCCCACCAUGGGAGCUGGGCCACGCGCAUCGGCGAUCACGUGGUGCGCGGCAGGCGGACACGAGUCUCACCGGGAGGUUGUGUUGCGCGAGGCAGGGCUGCGGCACGGGGUGCAGGGGGACACGGGCAGGUUGGGAGCAGUGCGAAGGGAUGGUCAGCAGCUGGAAUAAUGAUGUAUUUAUCAAUUAGCACUAAGGUAUUAACAUCUACAGUCAGUAUUGGGACCGCAGCGGUUCUUACUUGUGCAGAGAAGCAUCCCGUGCCCUGCUCUGUGGGAUGAACGCCCGCUCCGGCUGAAGGAUCCGUGGACAAUCCAGUUCAGCUUCCCUGCGAAGGAUAUUCCAUUGGCGAAUGGAAGCACAGCCUAAACCCCCCUCCAGGUUCCAGGUGAUGCGUUGUGUUUUUAAAUCUCCAGAAGGGAACAGAGCCUUUAGCACCGUCGCACACCCCGGCGGCCUCUGCACACCCCGAGCAGCGAGACGGCGCCGGAUUCCUGCCGGAAGGGUACGAGAUCUUCUCUGAGGGGAGGAACUGGGCUGAAGAGAGAAGGUUGUGCUUUCCAAGACCCAUUUUGCUUCCAGCUUAACCUGUCCUGGCCUCACUGCAUCCAUGUGUUAAUUGUAAAAUUUCUUGUAUAGUAUUUAACCACUGAAUUCCUUUUUCCUUUACGUUGUGCUUACGUGAACCACUGGUGAAGGUCCCGUUUUAUUCCUCGGAUAAUGUGUAGUUAUAUGAGAAUCUGUUUUUAAAUGUACAGAUAUUUUGCUACAAAAUCGGUGCCGUUUUUUUAUGGUUUUUACACUUCUCUUCGAUUCCCACUUUCGCCUCUGGGUAAUAUUGUAAAUAGUGUUUAAAAAAGAAAGAAAAAGCAUCAGCCUGUGCUAUACAAUCUGAAUGUUAUUUUAACUUAUAGUUUUUGGUUUUAUAUUUAACUAAAACAGACAGUUUGGGGCUCAACGUUACCACAUUGACCUCCGCUUUACCUAUUUACAGGGCGGUUACUGUAAAACCGCCACCUCCUCGCAUUUACAGCCGCGUGCGCUCGCCGUGCUAAAGAGAACGUGCCAACCACCUCUGUCUGCGACAGCCGCAGCGGAGCAGCCUAAUCCGCCUUAGAAAAGGGGACAAUUCAUCUCAUACAUCCUUAGGUAAUGGGUAAAAGCUCCAUCUCUCACAUUCUUAAGCUCUAAGGUAUUUUUUAAUUGAAGAUAAAAUGACCGUACAGCUUGACCAGAGCGCUGGCAUGUUCUCUUUACUGGUUUUCUAGUGCUAGACCUGCUUCCUCGCCGUGUUAGACGUGUUUUAUACAGCAGUUCAUGUUACUUUCCUGGUCUGUUCUGGCCGACGAUCAAAUAAACUAUUUACACUACUACA